Molecule: messenger RNA, 501 nt
Organism: Gongylonema pulchrum
Lineage: Eukaryota; Metazoa; Nematoda; Chromadorea; Rhabditida; Gongylonematidae
Source: the annotation of a GenBank genome assembly
AUGGCAUAUGCUCAUGCACAACAGGAUAGCGAUGAUUUUCAAGAUCGAGAAGAGAAAUAUCGUGAUGAUCCAUUGAAGGUGCUAAAGCGUUUCUUCGAUAGUGAAGGUUUCGACAUGGAAUUUGUAUACGAAGAAUCAGGCGCCGGCCAUACUCAUAAAUGGAUGUGCUCAAUUGAAUUGCCGGUAGAUACAGCGGCCGGUCAAUCGCUGUCAGCUUCAGCAACAACAUCGGGAAGCAAGAAAGAUGCUCAAACACUGUGCGCCCUCAAUGCAUGUCGUACUUUAGAUAUGCAUGGCGUAUUAUUCCGCUCAGCAAAUGAAGCCAGAAAAAAAGCGAAGAACCUUGCUGACAAUGAUUUCUACGAUUCCGAUGAAGACACUUAUUUGGAUAGAACUGGCCAAAUUGAGAAAAACCGUGAAAAUCGGCGUCUUCGGGCUUUGGUGAGUUGCAGUUGUUCGUUUUGUUGCUAUAUAUUUUGCAAAGCACUAACUCCUUUUUGA